Messenger RNA from Strigops habroptila (Kakapo), 4868 nucleotides. RefSeq names its product mast cell immunoglobulin like receptor 1 (gene MILR1). Gene Ontology annotation, biological process: cell surface receptor signaling pathway. Lineage: Eukaryota; Metazoa; Chordata; Aves; Psittaciformes; Psittacidae. The record is from RefSeq and is a predicted model, not a curated record. Bases 550 to 1482 code for a protein of 310 amino acids. The transcript has 6 exons. Gene Ontology annotation, molecular function: transmembrane signaling receptor activity.
UUAUUCAUUACCAGUUUAUUACUAUUUUGUGUGAAAAUACAAGGUUGUAUUACAAAUUUAUUUGUAUAAUACCAUAAAAGCAAACUAAUUCGAUAGACCAUCAAGGCUCCUGCUGCUACUAUCCAAAAGUUCAAUCUACUUACACAAUGUUAAUUCUGCCUGAUACAGCCACAAAUGAAAUACUGCUUUCACUUGCAGAUUCACAUGCUACCUCUCAACUACCCUAUAGGGUUACUUUCUCCUACAAUUAACAUCCCAUAAAAUUUGUGUUUAUCUUUUAUACUUGUAUUAUUUUAAUUCCUUCUGUAGUUCAAAAGUAUUUUUGUUGGUUCAUCUGGAUACAUGUGUUGGCUUUGUAUGUAUAUGCUUUCUUUUGCAUGAAGACAUGCAUUUGUCAUCAGGUGUUUGACGCUCCAUACUGAUUUUGGAAAAUACAAAGCUGUGUUGCCUGCUACCAAAGGAUGAAAAAGACCCUAUAACCCCCUAUUUCAACAGAAAUGAGUAUAGAGUGGUCCUCAUCAUAUUUUGGGGAAAAUCUGAGUUUCUUGGAUGAAUGGUGCAGUGAACUCACUCAGGAGUUUCUUCUUUCCAGAGAUGCUGUCCAAUCCCAGGCUCAAACCUGUUCAGGGGACUUUGAAUGUAGUGAUGAACCAGAACGUGACCCUCUCCUGCAACUCAGAUUCUGGAUCUCCACCUGUCAGAUACACAUUGUUUAAACAUAAUCAGAAGGUAUCCACCUUAAAUAGGCCAGACCUGACCCCCAGUUUGUUUAACUUGACUAUCAACUCUGCCAGUGAUCUGGGUGAAUACAAAUGCAAAGCUGAGAAUAACAACACCAGUGGCGGAAAAUACAGCAACAGUCUCAGCUUCACCUUUCUAGAGCCCAUUUCCAAACCAGUGCUGAGCUCACCCACCUCUCAAGCAAAGAAAGGCCAAAACGUGACCCUGUCUUGUCUCUCGGAGAAUGGCUCUCUUCCUAUCACAUAUAUAUUCUUCAAAGGAACACAAAGCAUCUCUUCCCAGGUGAUGAUGCAGAAGGAAGCAGCUGAGAUUGUUCUAUUCAUCAAUUCCUCUAGUGACUUUGGAACCUAUAAAUGUAGAGCUGAAAAUGGUUUUCGCAGAAGUGCAAAAUACAGCAACGGUUUCAACUUCACAUUAGCAGAAGAGAGAAGAUUUUCUCAGCCCCUGAUAAUUUCUCUUGGGCUGAUCCUGCUACUGUUCGUAAUAGGACUUGCUCUGGCAAUUCCAUUUUUCAUAAUUCCUUCAUAUAAAGCAAAAAAAUUUAAGUGUACUAGAUCCUCAACUGGCUUUACUUCAACACCAAAUGUAGAAGAGCCUGAAGACGAGGUCAUAUACUCAGAGAUUGUGCCUGUUAAACCAGAAGAAGAAUACAUCAACUUUUCUGUUAUAAGAAGAGAAGAUGAAAAAGCAGACAAGAGGGCAUGUGCUACAAUGUAUUCAAAGGUCUUCAUCAGAGACUGAGUACAAGGUAAGAUCUCUUUUGUGAUUAAUUUAAUCAUGUAGUUUAAAAUAAUCUUUCAGGCCCCAGGUGUGCUAAGUAUCACCAAGUCCGCACAGAAAGAGAUGGUGCUAAGAUACUAGUUUCCUGGCCUAAUCAUUUGGUACAGACAAUAUAGCUUGCUCUCUACUAGCAACCAACACCCCAAAGUCAUCACCUCUAAGGACUUCAACGUAAACGAACAAGCAGAAAACAAACAGAUAAAAACUGGAAUUAACAACGAGCCAAAUAACAAUCCCAUCAGACAAACAGUAGCUUAUUGCCCAAAUAGCACCAUAAACCCAAACCAACACAAUGCAAUCACUGUCAGAUAAGAUACUGCUGGACACAAGAUAUAGUCUGGCAUUACGUGUAUCUGAUGAAUAACCGAAAAGGAAUAAAUGAUAUAAAGUGUUCACCCAGACCCAAGUUCUGUACAUGUAAUAAUUCUCUUGCAGUAGAAACUGGAUUGUAUGAAAAUGUAAGAUAAUCAAAAGGCUCUAGUUAAGUAUUUAAUAUAUAUAUCUAUAUAUAUCCCAAGUGCAUUCUCCUCUUAGGCACACAGCAGAGGCCAUAUUUGGCCUCUGUACCUGCUGUUACCUAGCAGCAAGGAUGGCAGUUUCUCAGUUCAACAUUACUUCAGCUCUUAGAGUAGGCAAAGGCUGCCAAGAUUAAUUUUUGGGACAGCUAAUUCCAAAACAAAUUCUGCAUCCUGCAACAGGCUGUUUCAUAGAUGUUUCUGGGUUGUUUUAAUGUUGUUCUAUAUCCAGUUUACAUAGAACUCCACAAGUUCAGUAAGCCACAGAUCCAUACUAUGCUAACCUCUAACCUUGCAUUUUAUCUGGCAAAAUUGUUACAAAUAACCCAUUUAUAGUUAAAUGAGCACCAUGUCAAUAGAAGAAACUUAAGGCAAGUUCUUGUGUUUCAUGGCAUUGAUGACCACCAGUGGCCACAUACCUUGUUGCAUACACCUUAAAGCACUUUAUUAAAGUGACUUAAGCUGUACAUGCAUAGGAAAUUACUGAAGAUCAGAAUCACUCCAUUUCGUAUCUAUGCAAACCCUUGUACCUAACUACAACACUCCCGUACAGAUACGAUGACAGAUUAAUCUUUUUCCACCAUUUCUUAUGUACAGACAUUUUUUGUCCACAAAAAGGUGCUUGUCAAAAACUGUUUACAAUUUAUUUCUAUUUCCCCUGUUACUCUUGAUAAUGUAUUUCUGGUUUUGAUGUUUAUCAAGGGCAAGAUGAAGUAGCUUAAAUGCUGAGGAACCGAUGUCAAGUGAUUAAAAUACAUUCCUAAAACUAGACAGUACAAAGAUACUUACUGAUGUUAUUAAGACAUCUAGGAUUUGGAAGUCUGUUUUAUAAAAUACCAUUUUCCAGCAGAGAAUAUAAUUGUGACAGCAAUACAUAGAUGAAAGAUUAAUUUUUAGGUUAGGAUGGAGUAUUUUCAAUAAGAUAGUAAAACUGAACAUAAGAAAGAGAAUACAGUUAGCCCUGCUAAUGAGGGACAAGUUUGUCUCUUCUCAAGGUAACCUGGAAGACCCAGAUGGUCUAGAGUUGAUAGAAGAGAUGCACUGCCAAGUUUUACAGGUCCAUGACACUGUAGGAGCCAGUUCAGGCACAGAUGUUUAAGAAAUUCCCUUUAUUCAACACAUUUAAGUUUAUACAUUUUUGGCUGAUGUUACAUACUUAGUUAAAAAGUCCGUCAGCCUAGAAAUAUGCAUCAUUUCCUUCAUGGUUGUAUCUCUGCUUCUCAGCUGGACCACUCCGUUCUCUAGAGUGGCAUCAGUUAUCAAGAUCGUGAAGAGAACACUCAUCUCGUCAUACCUGCAGAGAAAAGAGCGCUCCUGUUACUGCUUCUGGUGUAUGAAAGAUUCAGAUAAGUUAUAUACAAAUGACCAUCAUCUGUAAAUAUUUAUUUCUGCAAUACUGCACUAAGUCCAGGAUGAAGACACCAGCCUCCUGCUGCCCUUCCUUGCUUUCCUGACUACCCUUCUUUAAAUUAUUUACUUUAGUACAUAAAAAUAAUGUUAUUUAGUGACCUAUUACAAGAGUAUUUUUGUAAAAGCAGAAUAUAUCUUUCUGACUUACUUUGAAGACUACUGCACAUGAGCAAAGAGUUGUAUUUAUUUUCGCUCAGGAAAAAACAUUCAUCAAUAUGCUCAAAGUUCACUCCUGAUCAACAACUCUCAUAUGAUGCCCUGAAAUGGAAUUGCAGAUUUAUCUCCACAAAUAAUUUCAUCACAUAUGCUAAUGGUUCCAGAUUUGGAAGAACUUUGAAGCUCAAGACUAGAUGCAGGGUGCUAUUUGAAAUAGUACUUAAGAAUGAAAGGCAGAACCAGUUCAGAUGCAAAAGUGGGGCGUGAGGGUGGGAAACCGUCCUGCGAGCUUAUGGCUCAUCUCAAGAAGUUUAUUUUCAACAGGAGAGUCUCUAAAGGGCAUUUCACAGUUCCAGAGAAAUGAUAAUAACAUGUGAAAGGCUUAUACUUAGUUUUAAAAAUGAACUGACGUUGCUCUCUGCAAUAAAACUCCUUGAUUCCAAAUUCAUAUACAUGCCUUCAGCCCUGCACUCAAUGAUUUCUUACUGAAAACAGGCUUAUUUUCUCUAGUCCACAGAAAGUCAUCUUUGACCUUCAUAGUUUAAUUUACAAAAGACUAUUUCUCCUUACUUUGUAUAAAGCUGUUCCAGAGAUACCUGCACGGUUUCAAGGUAACCCGGCCACACAGAAAUUCUGUUUUUUGUCAGUUCAUUGAACAAUCCUUGACAAACCUGUGUUUAUUGAAAAACAAGAGUUAAAAGAUAAACUGUAAGGACUUGAAACCCUAAACAAAGAAGCCAUUAAAGCUCUAGUAUGUGAGGUGUUAGCAUUCCCAGCUGGUGUUAAUUCUCUGUCUGAAAUAAUCUCAAAAUUAGAAAGCAGCCCAGCAAAUAAAUCUCUGUUUCUACCUAAAACCAUGCCAGUGGAAGGUCCCUACCUUCUGUGGGGACCAGUUUAAUGACUGACUGAAAGAAAGACUUAAAUAAUCCUUCUGAAGAUGUGACCCACACAUUAAGAUAAUCCUGAAAGAUCAGGAAGCUGAGAGGGAUUGUGUUAUUUAUUUUCCUUAAUUUUGCAUGGAACAAAUAUCAACUCUCUAACAGUAGUAAAAGCAGCGCGUUAAUGUAAGGAAGUCAUCUGCUACCCACUGUUUACAGUACUCCUUUGGCUACAACUCACAACCUGCACUGUGAAACCUGCACAACCACGAAUCUCCAUGAACCAAAGCAGCAGCAUGAUUUUCCCCAGUGUGAACAGUGUCUGGAUUGUAACAGAAAGUUAUGUGGAGAGUCAAUGCUCAAAAUUAAAAUACUUUCUUACAACGUA